AUGCAGCAAUCCGGCUUUCGUUCGGCACCUGUUUCAAAAGCGUUCCUCUUUACUCUGGUCGCAACUUCUCUUUUGGCCUCAAUCGUUGACGUCAAGCAUUACUUCCAUAUCCAAAUUGUACCACACCUCUGGGUCUAUAGGCAGUUAUGGCGUGUAUUGAUAUGGCAGACAUGCUAUGCCAACGCCGGUGAGCUCUUGUUCGCCUCCCUAGUAAUCUAUCACCUCCGUACCAUCGAGCGCCUUUUCGGCACGCGCAAAUUCUCCUCCUUUCUUGUCUACUCCUUCAUUGCAACUUCGGUCAUAGCACCUAUUCUCCUUGCACUCCUCUUCCGGCCCUUCACAGCAUGGCAUAUGAACUAUCUCCCUCCAGGGCCAACACCAAUCAUCUUCGCUGCGCUCGCUCAAUACCACGCCAGCAUUCCUGGGAUCUACAAAUUUAAAUUACUCACUACGAGCUCCUCUGCCGACGGCGAUGCCGAUGCUCCCGGCAUCACAUUGUCUGACAAAUUUUAUGUUUACUUCCUGUCUGCUCAACUGGCACUCUGCCAGCCUCCCGGAUCCAUGCUUUCUGCUGCUGUAGGAUGGGUUGUUGGUUAUGCAUGGAGAAUGGACCUUUUGCCGAAGAGUAAGUGGAGAUUGCCGAGUUGGCUGUUUACAGAUAGCCAAGCUGGUGAAUUUGAAACUUUAAGGAGAAGGUUGAGGGACCAAGACGGAGUAACGACAGGAGCAACCCAGACAGCUGUGCCCACAGCACCAAGACCUUUGGUGAGGCAGGUUUUGGACCAGUUCAGGGGUUCAUUUUAA
Molecule: messenger RNA, 804 nt
Organism: Morchella sextelata
Lineage: Eukaryota; Fungi; Ascomycota; Pezizomycetes; Pezizales; Morchellaceae
Exons: 2
Coding region: 1-804 (267 amino acids)
Molecular function (GO): serine-type endopeptidase activity
Source: RefSeq, a predicted model, not a curated record